AUAUCCGUAUGUGAUUGUAUUUUGCACAGGCAAUAGAACGUAUUGUUUGUAAAUGCAAGAAAUCGUUUUUCAAGAUGGUAUUAAUACGUAUAAAGAUUCAUCAAGUACUUUAUAUUCUUCAAAUUUGUGGAAUAUUUACGAGCACAUGGCCUCCAGAAUUCAAGACUGGAAAACGAGAAAUUUUUCUUCGAGAUCUCGGUUGGAUUCUGGCAAUUUUGAAUGUAUUAGUAUCAAUGCCGCUGUUGAUUUUGGGUGCUUACUAUUCUGAAGAUGUUAUUCGAAUGAUGAAGGCACUGUCUGAAUUGACGGCAUUAAUGGAAGUAUUAUUCAAUUUAAUCUUGUGUAGGAUGGAAAGAUCACGAUUGCAGAAUCUUUUAGCAAAGUUGAAAGACUUUCUUGACCAUUCUGAAGUGCAAGAGAGGUAUAUUAUACAAAAAUAUAUAAAUCGUUAUACAAAUUUCUCUAUUUUUGUUGGAACAUCCUAUAUCUUAGCAGCAGUAACUUUUUCCUGUGGUCCCUUGUUUUUGCCGAUAAGCCUUCCAAUGGAAGCAUGGUAUCCAUUUUCUAUUGAAAGUAUCUAUAUUAAAAUUAUUCUUUAUGUAUUGCAAGUAUUCGCUAUCUUGCAAACGGGAUUUUGUAUUACGGUAGACUUCAUGAUUGCCAUGUUUUUUUGGUAUCCCGCUGCAAGACUAGAAAUGCUAGGACAAGAAUUACAACAGAUAACGCACGAAAAUCAAAUAAAGAAGUAUAUUCAAAAACAUCAAGAAAUAAUAAGGUAUGCAACAGUUCUUGUUAGUUUGUUGUACUAUUUCUUGAUAGCAUCGAAUUAAUGUUAUAUG
Vollenhovia emeryi is the source of this 839-nucleotide messenger RNA. RefSeq lists its product as uncharacterized. The record is from RefSeq and is a predicted model, not a curated record. Gene Ontology annotation, cellular component: plasma membrane. Bases 75 to 830 code for a protein of 251 amino acids. Lineage: Eukaryota; Metazoa; Arthropoda; Insecta; Hymenoptera; Formicidae. The transcript is spliced from 2 exons. Gene Ontology annotation, biological process: sensory perception of smell; detection of chemical stimulus involved in sensory perception of smell. Gene Ontology annotation, molecular function: olfactory receptor activity; odorant binding.